CUUGAAUCAGGAACGAAUUUUGAAACCGUGGCUUCUGGGAAUAUAAAGCCAAAUUGAACCUUGGAUGCACGCGUAUUAAAUUAUUCCUGCCAUAGAUAACAGUUGCACUGAGAAGCACGAAAUAGUCAGCAACAUAGUUUCAAAAUUCGCGACAUGCCUCUGGACAGAACAUCACCACCAUCUGGCGUUGCCGACGAGGACGACGCUCUGCCACCUGUCAGUGGAGAAUUCGACCCACCAUCUGGGCGUCUCGCUGCAGUUACUAGAAAAGCUAACGAGAUUAAUGAAUUUAUGAAUAAAGGAAUCAAAGACAAAGACGAAUUGGAAUAUCAGUAUCGAACCUACUUGGAUAGAGUUCAAACUCUACAAGAAGCGUGCGAACAACAGACUAACUUGAAUGAAGAGGAAAAUCAGAAGAGAAUAAAGUGGUGGAACUACAAUAACGCUGGCAUUGUGAAUGUCAGAGUAGAUGUUGAGAAAUAUUUGGCUGAAAUGACAGGAGCUAGGCUCAAACUGCGAACUUCAAAACCAUAUUCGAAGGGCGGUCAAUCAUCGCCAAACCGUCGUGGACAACCAAGAAUUCAGCGCCGAAGCAAAGUCAGCAGUCGUGAGGAAUUUUUACGUAGACUGUAUUUCCUCGCUUCUAGUGAUUCUGAGGAGACAGCUGCUAAACUCCUGCAAGAGGUAAAACAUUUGGUAUCUGAAGGAGGAUUUAAUCUUGCCGAAUUCGUUACGAAUUCCGACAGACUUUUGAGCCUCGUGAACAAUGAAAAAAGUUUCCGACGUAAAAUUGAAAUAAAUUCAUCUUGGCUCCGCUAAUCCAGCAUUAGGUCUGAUAUGGAAUGCAAAACGUGAUACGCUGAAGUUAAAGAUAAAUUUAGAAAAUAAACAGCCGACUAGAAGAAGCAUCCUAUCGAUCAUCCACGGAAUUUUUGAUCCUAUUGGCCUGAUUGGACCAACCAUCGUCUGCGCGAAAAGAAUUUUCCAGGAUGCCUGCAAACUGGAAUUGGAUUGGGACGCAGAGUUACCUGCAUCGCUCAACCGAAGAUGGACUACCUGGCGAGACGAGCUUCAUUUCCUUGAAGAUUAUGAAAUUCAGAGAUGCUGCAAACCAGCAGCAGCUACCAGAAAUGAGUUGAAUUUUUUUUCACGGAUGGAUGUGAAACGGGCUACGGCUCGGUUGCUUUCUUGAGAUCUAUUGCAAGGAACGGAGAAAUAAGCUGUUAUCCUGUCCUCUCAAAAGCCAGA
Messenger RNA from Hyalella azteca, 1248 nucleotides. RefSeq lists its product as uncharacterized. Bases 154 to 819 code for a protein of 221 amino acids. The record is from RefSeq and is a predicted model, not a curated record. The transcript is spliced from 2 exons. NCBI's taxonomy places the organism in Eukaryota, Metazoa, Arthropoda, Malacostraca, Amphipoda, Hyalellidae.